Messenger RNA from Ictalurus punctatus (channel catfish), 2758 nucleotides. RefSeq names its product syntabulin (syntaxin-interacting) (gene sybu). The coding region runs from base 262 to 2241 and encodes 659 amino acids. Gene Ontology annotation, biological process: axonal transport of mitochondrion; synapse maturation. The record is from RefSeq and is a predicted model, not a curated record. The transcript has 8 exons. NCBI's taxonomy places the organism in Eukaryota, Metazoa, Chordata, Actinopteri, Siluriformes, Ictaluridae. Gene Ontology annotation, cellular component: cytoplasmic microtubule; vesicle.
AACAUAACACUGGUCUCAGAAAUCUCCAUAGCUAUAGCUAAAGGUUUGUAAAAUCUGGUAGGGAGCGGUAAAGUAAGGGUUAACACUGGCCGUGUUGCAUAACACACUCAGAUGGUGCUAUAUGUACACUGGCGUAGCUGGGAAUCUGGUACAUCCUCGGGAUUUUUGCCCAUCUAUAACGAAAGUCAUCAUCUCGUGAAGUGAAAGCGUGUGAGGAACAGCACAAGGACUAGACCCGAAGUGUGUUUUGACUCAAGCAGGAUGGGGCCAUUCCAGGAAUACAAGGUGAAGAAGUCGUUCGGAAAGGACAGCACUCGUAGCCGCAUCCCCCGUCUCAUGCAUCAACCUUUUCGUCCUAAGGAUUCACAGAUUUCUGAGUUUCCAUUGUCUGAGGAUGAAAGCAAAGACUGUGACAUCAGCAGAAAACAGAACAGAACCAUCAGUCCUACCAGCUUCUCAUCAGAUGACACUGGAUGUCCAAGCAGUCAGUGUUUGUCUCCAAUGAAAAUCAGAUCUGUCUCAGACAACAGCUCUGUGAGUUCACCCAUACCAGUGAAGAGCAAAGCCAAGGUCAAGAGGGUCAGAGUCAGUGUAGUGGCUGAGUGUAAUGGCAUUAUACAGAAGCACAACAGGGAGCAUCAACAACCCUCUAUUCUGCACAGAGGCAGUGAGGCUGACUUCAGCUCCUCCAGCAGUACUGGAAGCAUCAAGGGCCGUGGAACUAUGGCCAACAACUCCACAGGGAAAAAGAACUUCCUUUCACACAGUCGUUUGCCGCACAUCAAAAGCCAGCCUGUGUUUAAGCCUCCAGGAAGCCCUACUGCUCCCCGUGAUGCAGAACUGUAUGCCCCCUACAGGACACCCCCCAAAAAAACCCUUUCUUCAAGUAUCAGCAACAAUUCAAGCCCCACAGUCAAGAGAACCACUAGAGGGAGCUACCAUUCAUGUGGUGACAAUCAUGGCAUCCGACCUCCCAAUCCUGAGCAAUACCUGACCCCUCUACAACAAAAAGAGGUGACAAUCCGGCACCUGAGGACCAAGCUCGGGGAUUCUGAGCAAACCGUUUCUGAUCGGGAAUCUGAAAUUCAGGACUUGAAGUCCCAGCUGGGCCGGAUGCGUGAGGACUGGAUUGAGGAAGAGUGUCACCGUGUGGAGGCACAGCUGGCUCUCAAGGAGGCACGCAAGGAGAUAAAACAGCUACGGCAAGUAGUUGAGACAAUGAAGAACAGUCUGAUGGAGAAGGAUAAAGGCAUUCAGAAGUACUUUAUUGAUAUCAACAUCCAGAACAGGAAGCUGGAAUCCUUGCUGCAUAGCAUGGAACUGGCACAAAGUGGUUCCACAAUGCAUGACGAGCCCACACUGGACUUCAUAUGUGACUCCCCAGAAAAGCUCUCUGAAGGGAAGCAGAAAGUAGACCUGCAGGUUGAGGAUCAGGCAAAGGAAGAUAUGGCAGAUAGUGGGCUGCUUGUUAAUGAGGAGACUCCCAACCAGAUGGAGGUGCUUGAGCAGGUUCUCAUGUCUACAGCUGUGGACUACAGCCAAGAUGGUAGUGCCAAGCUCAUGAGCGAGGCAGGACUGUCCACUCUGAUGCAGAGUUCUGUUGAAGACCCUGUGAAGAGCUCAAAAGAUCAAAUCCACACUCAAACCAUUGCUGAUGAGCAACAUACUUCUAGUGAAAAGGCAGUCCAAACAGAUGAGACCUUCUAUAACCCUGAUCUCCAAGCCCUGCUUUUACAUCUACUGAAGCUACAAGCCACCGGGCUGUCUUCAAAUGUUCUCCAACAGUUACCCAAAGCACAAGAAUCCAACCUACCCCAAACAGAGGAACCAGCUAAAAACAAAUUGUCUCAAGUUCAUAAUCCCAACCUGAUUGAAGGGAUGGACCACAUUCCCUGUAAUCCUGCACAUUCUACAGUGCUAAUUCCACAGGACCCUGGUGGGUCAACCCAGAGUUCAGAACCUGAAGUAGCUCCAGGAUUCAUGGAAGAGCUGGACUUCGGCAUGAAGGAUACUUGCAACAGUGCUAAUACAGCUGUUGUGGGGAAAAGCCACUCGAGCAACAGCUUCUUGGUUGAUCUGGUUGCUGUGGCGGCGCCUGUUCUUCCUACAGCGGCCUGGCUGUACUCUCAGUACAAUGCAGUUGAUGGGGCACCAGUGUACAACAUUGCAGCUUUAAUCCGUGGUUGUUGCAUUAUGGGAUUGCACUCUCUUCGCCUUGUCACCUAUGGGCCACAUGUGUGAUGGUCUUUCACCUUUAGGCACAGCUAACUAGAGCACUUAAAUAUAUUAAGUUUGUUUUGUGUGUAAUCAGUACUUUUUUUUUAGUUUGCCACUUUGCACUGUGUAUAAUUGCAAGAAUUGUACAAAAAAUUAACUCGAAUGAAUUUCUUUGUCUUGUUUAUUUCUCACAAGUUGUAUUGUUCAUUGCCCUGAUGUGAUCAUCUUGGUAGGUGAUCAUAUUAUUGUGCUGUCCUUUGCCAGCUAGUCCAUUUCUUGUGUAGAAAGGGCAUUGACUGUUGGCAAUAAUGUUCUUGUUUCCAAAGGAGUAGCCUCACAGCCAAAUCUUGUUCAGUAUUUGUUUUUGUGAAUUCAUCUCCAGCAGUGGAGCAUUUUACAUGUUUCUCUUUGUGACCUUGCUGACUCCCUAAACAGUCAAUGCUACAGUACGUAUGAAUUUUUUAUUUAUUUUUUUUUGCCUGUGCAAUAUUUAUUUGUAUUAGACAUGUUAAAUAUUUAUCAUUAAAGCAUGAUUACCCCA